AUGACUGGCGCGUCCCUGCACUUGGAGACGUCUCAUGGACUGCUGCAUAUUUUCGUGGCUUUCUGGAGAAAGGUUGCAUAUCAUUUGAAAACCGCAUUCUUGUUCACAAAGUCAGAUGUUAUGACUACUUUAAUUCCGAUCACAAUAUUUGCAGCCGUUGCUGCUCCUUUGUGCUCUGUGUGGCGCAUAGUUCAUGUCAUGUGUUGGAUAUGGGUCCAUCUUUUGCAGUUUGAUGUCUCGAACCAAACAGUCUUCCCAGAGGAAGACCGGAGAAACAAAGCUACUCGACCUUUGCCUGCUGGGCGCAUUUUGAUGCGAAACGCUGUGUAUCUGCGGUGGUUUCUCGUGCCGGUGUGCUUCAUGAUCUCAUCAGCAUAUGGUAUAUAUGCCUUUUACGCUAGCAUAUUGCUGGUGGCAUUGACCGUCUGCCACAAUGAGUUGCAAGGGCAUCGUCACUGGAUGUCUAAAAGCUUGCUCACCGCAGCCGGUUUGGUAUCAUUUGAGCUGGGUGGCACCUUGGUGGCAGGUUGUUGUCAUUCAGAAGUCGAUAACGUAGGGGUUCUGGCAAUUAUUCUUAGUGCUAUGAUUCUUGCCACGACUAUCCAUUCGCAGGAUUUUAAAGACGAAGAAGGUGAUCGUCUUAUUGGAAGGCAGACUCUUGCCAUUGCAUCUCCAGUUGUGGGUCGAUCAAUUAUCUUGGUGCUCUUACCUAUAUGGUCUAUCUCUCUUUGCAAAAUCUGGCAUGUGGACUUCGCUUGCAGCUUGGCCUUCCUAGCACUUUCCCUGAUAGUGGGUACAAGGUUUAUGCUGGCUACCACAGUCCAAGCAGAUAAGAUGGCUUACUUGUUAUAUAAUGUCAGUUAA
Molecule: messenger RNA, 864 nt
Organism: Serpula lacrymans var. lacrymans S7.9
Lineage: Eukaryota; Fungi; Basidiomycota; Agaricomycetes; Boletales; Serpulaceae
Exons: 3
Coding region: 1-864 (287 amino acids)
Cellular component (GO): membrane
Molecular function (GO): transferase activity, transferring alkyl or aryl (other than methyl) groups
Source: RefSeq, a predicted model, not a curated record